Molecule: messenger RNA, 2250 nt
Organism: Penicillium daleae
Lineage: Eukaryota; Fungi; Ascomycota; Eurotiomycetes; Eurotiales; Aspergillaceae
Exons: 7
Coding region: 1-2250 (749 amino acids)
Biological process (GO): DNA-templated transcription; regulation of DNA-templated transcription
Molecular function (GO): zinc ion binding; DNA-binding transcription factor activity, RNA polymerase II-specific; DNA binding
Source: RefSeq, a predicted model, not a curated record
AUGGAGCCCGGGGGUUCCGACCGUGAGGAGCACGAGACGCCAGGCGCUUUGACCCGACGUGCGAUCCGAUGUGACAAGCGUGUUCCAUGCUCCAAUUGUCAUAGCUCGAACAUUACUUGUCGUUCCACAGGAGAAGGUCAACGGCCAUCCGAGCCCAGGCGUCGGGUGUUGAUUUCCAGCCAGUAUGAGAAGAAGAUUGAUCUCAUCGAAGAGCGCCUUGGUGGUGUCGAGGAGACAUUACAACGCCUCGGAGGCAUUGAGCAGGCAUUGCGAGAGCUUUUGAUCUCGUCUCGGCAGCAGGGCGUGAGCUCCACCACCAAGUUUUCAGCAUCGUCUCUAUCAUCGCCUGAUACUCUAGCUCGAACCCAAUCCUCGGCGUCCAAACAAGAUAACUCGGACUUAAAAGCCCCUGGGUACACGUCUAACCUUGCCAUUGAGCAGCAUGAUUCGGGGUCUACAUUUGAAGGAAAUUCCUCUCUCGCGGCUCAUUCCGCUUAUGCGCAGGAAUUUCUUGAAACUGCCGUGUCACACAGUACGCCAGAAAUGUUCUCUAGUCCGAAGAUCAGUGAGGCUCUUUCAUCACUGAAGCAGAUUGUUGAAAUGCAAAGUAAACAGCGGGACGCUGGGACGCAGCGAGGUCAACUCUCUUCUCGCUUGGGCGCUCGCUGUGACAUACGCGAGUUGGAGAUGCCACCCCUACCGGUGGUGUUGACGGUACUGAAAAGGGCCAAAGAAAAUCCACCGGCCUCGUUCGGAGGCUAUAUUCCUUUCUUCACGGUGGAUUAUUUUAUUUCAAGAUGCCAGGAAGUUUACUUUGCCACCGAAGAGUACUCCGACGCGACGUUUAUUAUAGCCAACUUUGGCCUCUAUGGUAUAUUUGUCGAAUAUGGGUUCUGCGAGAAGGAGCCUGUCUCGCGAGACGAAUACCAGAAGUAUGUCCAGGUAUGCAAGGAUAAUCUGGAGACGGCAUUGGCGAAUUUGAACAUUUUGAUGCCAGUCAACAUGGAUUCUGUUGUGGCACUUGCUGUUGGUGCAAUUCAUGGAAUCGAAAUAUCGAAGCCGUCCGUUAGCUGGACGCUCGCCUCCACAGCUAUCCACAUGUGCCAAACUUUGGGGUACAACCGCCUUUCUUCCAUGGAGCAUGACCCUCUUGAGCUGCAACAUCGGAAACAGGACAUUUUCUGGUCUGUGUACACCAUUAUGAACCUGAUGUCGUUGCGCUUGGGACGUGCUUCAGUGGUACAAGCCUGCGACGUGGAUAUACCUUCGCCAUUCGAAUGCUUUCCAAACAUGGGAGUAUGGAGCAUGGUCUGCAGUCUAUGGGCGAGACAGGCCGUCAUCCAGAACGACAUAUACACCAAUUUGUAUAGCCCAGCAGCAUUGAAUCAGCCAGAAAGUGAACGGGCGAUGCAUGCUCGGCGGUUGGCUGUUGAAAUGAAGAGGGACGUCCUUGAGCCUUUUGAUCGGAUUUUGACUGCCGAUUUGAACAUGUCCGAAGUCGAUGUUAUCUAUCUUCGCUCUGACGGGGUCAGUCGACUCGCAAUUUUGACUUUGAUAUACCGUGCUAUCCCCGUUGAACCUGGCUCGCCUAGCACGUUCAUCCCGGAGUGUAUCGAAACGGCCAGAGCAUCGUUAGAGCUUCACCAAGUAUGUAUAGCCAGUCUUAAAGAAGCUUCCGAAAAUCUACGGUGCUCUUACAUGCAUUGGGCAAUUUUCCUCUCCCCAUUCGUUCCCUUCAUCGUCAUAUUCUGUCACGUCAUCACAACGUCCGACAGCCAAGAUCUCACCCGCCUCGAGGACUUUGUCGCCUCUCUACGCCCGCUCUGCCGCUUCUCCCAGUCAAUCGACCGCCUCCAUAACCUCUGCUCAGUCCUCGGCACAGUCGCUCGCCUCUACGUCGAAGCCAAGUCACGAAAACAAGCCGGCGAGGACCAGAACAUGGCAUCCGUAGGCCAGGAAUUCGACGCCUACUUGAGUGCGCUUGGAUUAGCACCUGGAAACGCGGUGGCUAAUAAUCCAUGGGGCGCUUUUCAGCCAGACGGUUCGUCGAUGAACACCGGUGUGCCGGAUGCAUCGCUUCAGACAUCUGAAUUUGGGGGUCCGUCUGUGUCAGCUCCAGGCCAAACUCAAGGUCAGGAUAUGUCUAUGGCGGAGAUGUCUCAGGCGGCCCAAUUGGGGAAUUGGUUCUCUGGUAACCAGUACAUGAUGGGGUUGCUGGAGGAAGAUAUGUUUCAGUUCAAUCCUACCUGA